Messenger RNA from Gastrolobium bilobum, 1089 nucleotides. RefSeq lists its product as uncharacterized. The record is from RefSeq and is a predicted model, not a curated record. NCBI's taxonomy places the organism in Eukaryota, Viridiplantae, Streptophyta, Magnoliopsida, Fabales, Fabaceae. The coding region runs from base 1 to 1089 and encodes 362 amino acids. The transcript is spliced from 2 exons.
AUGGACAUGUAUAUCCGAGGAAUUGAUGAGCCAAUCAUAUCUCGGAUAUUUGCUACAACCUUAACUGGAGCUGCACAGUCAUGGUUUUCUACCCUGCCUGCUAAUUCCAUUGGAUCUUUCAAAGAAUUAGGAGAAAAGUUCUUGCUGAGCUUUGCAACCAGCAAAAAGCAUCUGAAGUCCGAGUUUGCACUCGGAAAGAUACGACAGCUGGCAAAGUCAGUCUAUAAAGAUCCUCUAAGGAUGCUAGAGGAGUUCAAAACUCGGUCAAAGAAGUAUCUGAAACUCGAACAAAUGGAGAUAGCAAAUGCGCAGGGUGAAGAGAACAAGAGGACAAGUCCAAAAAGGAGAAGCUCGGCCCCAAGAGAAAAAGAACGACUCGAAAAUAAAAAGAAAGAUUGUCGUGGGAGAAUCACAGAUGAUAAAUAUCGGGUUGGAAGAUAUGAAAAGUACACCCCGCUAAAUGUGUCGCACUCUCAAAUAUGGAGGGAAGUGGCAAUGACAGACAUGAAGAAAGCAGAAAGACCCCGACCCAUAUUUGACAGAGGAGGAAUGGAUAGGUCCAAGUUCUGUGCUUUCCACAAUGGACCAGGACAUACCACUGAUCAAUGUUGGGAUCUCAGAGACGCUGUGAAAAAGUUUGUCAGAGAAGGAGAGCUGCGUCAAUAUGUCAUCAAGACGCUGGGACUGAAAAACAACAAGAGAAAACCCGGGGGUCGGAAUCGAAGCAAGAGCCCAGUUCCUGAAAAGAAAAAGAAGGAAGAUAAAAAUCAAAAGGAUGAUUCCAACAAUGAUGAAUUCCCAGAGGCCGAGUUCAAUUGCAAUGUGAUUAGUGGAGCCCUUAGAGGAGGGGAAGAUACAGUAAGUGCAAGGCGGAAGUACCUUAGAGAAGUGCUUUCAAUCAGAGAUCGUCCGAGGUUUAAAGAGGAUCCCAGUAAGCCAGAUCCUCCUUUACUCUACUUUACUAAAGAAGACAUGCAAGGUGUGCUACCUGGGCAUGUGGAUGGUCUAGUAAUCACUGAAACCUUGGUUAGUUGCCGGGUUAAAAAAAUUUUUAUAGAUGCAGACAAUUGGACUGAUAUCAUCCUAUGA